This is a messenger RNA of Sphaeroforma arctica JP610, 774 nucleotides long. RefSeq lists its product as hypothetical. The record is from RefSeq and is a predicted model, not a curated record. Bases 1 to 774 code for a protein of 257 amino acids. The transcript has a single exon. Lineage: Eukaryota; Ichthyosporea; Ichthyophonida.
AUGCCUACGGACAACUCAGGGACGUAUGGUUCGAUGGCGAUAGUGGGUGACUACCAUACGAAUAAAGGCCUAACCUCUGAGACUGGUACUGGACAAUUAUCCAGGAGUUGUGAUGCAACGGGUGGGAGAGGUGCGACUUUAGAUACACCGAAUCCGGGUCUGAGCGCCGGCCGGCUGAACGCUGCAAACUGUGGCCAAUCAAAUUCAAGGAGUUCUAUGGUGGGGACCAAUAAGAAUGCAGGGAUGCGCGAUGCUAAUCAUAGACUAACACCCGUGUUUUUAGUACAACCCACCGAAGACAACGAGACCGUUGAAGCCUUUGUCGAUAGCGGUGGCAUUAAAACAGUCGAGGGUCAUGGCACCAAAGCACACCCACACAUCUGUACCAACACACUCACACAUGCACCCGAAAGGUCGAGAACAGGUGCAAACGCAGCCGAAAGGUCGAGAACAAGUGCAAACGCACCCUCACGCACCCAUACACACCUGCGGACCCACACACACACACACACACGGUCUAGGUCACAUGAGUUGACGUCUGUGACCAUAGCCCCUACACGCAUUAGACCCAGCACACCGACCAAGGGGUCGCAGUCAGGCGAAGUCACAGAGGUGUUUAAAAGUAGAAUCUAUUUUAAAAAUAAAACCGCGCAGUAUCAGGAUGCGAAGACGCCAUGGCAGAAGAGAGACAUACUGUCUCACAGUGGAUCUCUGUCAUCGACAGUCAGGAAUGCACCCCUAAGACGCACGCUUACCCCUCUAUUCUGCAGGUAA